AUGAUGCCCACACUCAUGGGAGGUGUUCUCCCGGGACAUAUUCCGACCGCCUACCAAACAGAUGCCUUAUUCGAUGACCUGUCAAGACAGAUGGCCAUCUCUCAGGCAUCUCGGAGGUUAUCCAGGGGCUCCAACGGCCAACGGAACGGAAACGCUAUGCGUGUAGCAAAGCCCACCAGCGCCAACAACAGUCCGAGGUCGUCAUCAGCAAUACAGGCCAGGAGAAGGACUGUGGUGAACGACGGGAAUUUGGCGAGGCGGAGACAGCAGCCCAUGGAUCAAGUCACCAUGCCCGAGUAUGGCUCUCAGUCUCGACCUAGCCGACCUCUCAGCUGGCACCCUUCCACCUACCAACACCAACAACACAAGAUGCCCGCUGCCCAGCACAUGGCUUCUUACCCGUUCCCUCCCGCCGCGUCGGCCUACGACACUGACAGCUACAACUUUUAUUCGCAAUUCCCCCCCACCCCGGCGGCUUACUCGUGCAACACAUCACCUGUUGCCUCGUUCUCUCCCCUCUCUCUGCCCUUUGGCACCUACGACAACUCUGCUGCGUAUCUGCCCGUGGAGGGCUGGAACGUUCCCCAGCAAGACCCUCCGGCAUAUGUCUCGUCGGAGGCUGCUGGAUACGCAGAGCCCUUCCCGGCUCUCCCCACUACCCUGCCUGACCUCACGCCGUCUUCCACUUCCACGCAUUGGCACUCGUACCCGAUGGACGGCUUUCCCAGCACUUCUCCUCCCACUCCCGAGACGCUGCCGCAGGCUCAGCAGCCUCAACCCAUUGUCCCAAACGAGGACACCAUCCCUUACCAGCCUCUGGACGAGCCUGAAGAGGAGGGCGAGAUCCUGGUCGGCAUGGGCCUCUACGACGCGCCAGACAAGUACGACCAAGACCCUCAGCUCGACGCCUCCAGGUCCGCCAUGUCUUCUCUGCUCGGCGCGUCAUACCGUCCCCAGGAGGGUACCGGCAAGGGCCUGAAGUUGGAGGAGUCAUGGCAGCCCCCUGACAGCGAUGAUGAGGACGCCGACCAGGACGAUGCUGACGGCGAGGAUUCUGAUUAA
This is a messenger RNA of Colletotrichum graminicola M1.001, 1062 nucleotides long. RefSeq lists its product as uncharacterized. Bases 1 to 1062 code for a protein of 353 amino acids. The record is from RefSeq and is a predicted model, not a curated record. The transcript has a single exon. Lineage: Eukaryota; Fungi; Ascomycota; Sordariomycetes; Glomerellales; Glomerellaceae.